UUUACGGCUGCAGUGAACAACUUCCGGGUCAGCGGAAAGUUCGCCUGUGCCGCACAGAGCCCAAACUGUCUGCAAAGGAGGGCAGCUGUCUGUCCUGUUGAGCUCCUCCUGCAGUGGAAGUGUCAGGUGUGUGUGGGCACCAUGGCGAGCCUCCUGCGUGUUGUGGCGGUCAGCUGCUCGGGCUCUGUGUUCAGUGGAGUUUCCUGUGUGAAGGUGCAGGGCGGCCGUCUUAUCAAACCGUCCUCCGUGCGCGGUUUUAGGACCCACCAGUCUCUCUGGCGAAGUGCUACUCCAGGUAUUCCAUACAAACAGCUGACAGUUGGCGUUCCCAAAGAAAUCUUCCAGAAUGAGCGCCGUGUGGCGCUGUCUCCCGCUGGCGUCCAGGCUCUCAUCAAGCAGGGCUUCAAUGUGGUGGUGGAAUCUGGAGCUGGAGAGCCUUCCAAAUUCCCAGAUGAACUGUACACUCAGGCCGGAGCAACAAUUAAAGACGUAAAAGAUGUCCUGUCCUCUGAUUUAUUGGUUAAGGUCCGCGCUCCAACGUUUAACCCUGUGCUGGGCCUUCACGAGGUGGAGAUGAUGAAGGAUGCAGCCACUUUGGUCAGCUUCGUCUAUCCGGCCCAAAACCCAGAACUGAUGAACAUGUUGUCCCAGAAGCAAGCCACCGUUGUAGCCAUGGACCAGGUGCCCAGGGUGACCAUCGCACAGGGCUAUGAUGCACUGAGCUCCAUGGCUAACAUUGCAGGGUACAAGGCAGUUUUACUGGCGGCUAACAACUUUGGGCGUUUUUUCACGGGUCAGAUCACCGCAGCUGGAAAAGUCCCACCCGCCAAGGUGUUGAUUAUUGGAGGAGGUGUGGCUGGGUUGGCGGCAGCUGGUACUGCCAGAGCCAUGGGGGCCAUUGUCAGAGGAUUUGACACAAGAGCUGCAGCUUUGGAGCAGUUUAAAUCUUUGGGUGCAGAGCCGCUGGAGGUGAACAUCAAGGAGUCUGGGGAAGGCCAGGGAGGGUAUGCCAAGGAAAUGUCAAAGGAGUUUAUAGAGGAAGAAAUGAAGCUGUUUGCCAGGCAGUGUCAGGAUGUGGACAUUGUUAUCAGCACUGCUCUGAUCCCAGGUAGGAGGGCUCCCAUUCUGAUCACUAAACCGAUGGUGGAGAGCAUGAAGGACGGCUCAGUUGUUGUGGACUUGGCUGCUGAGGCUGGUGGAAACAUAGAGACCACCAUCCCUGGAGAACUAUCAGUACACAAGGGGGUGACCCACAUUGGUUACACAGACCUGCCCAGCCGUUUGCCAACGCAGUCCAGCACGCUGUAUUCUAACAACAUUACCAAACUGCUGCGUGCGAUCAGCCCCGACAAGGACAACUUUUACUUGGAUGUCAAAGAUGUGUUUGAUUAUGGAACCAUGGAUCAUGUUGUCAGAGGAUCCACUGUCAUGCAGCAUGGGAAGAACCUGUUCCCCGCUCCUCAGCCCAACAACGUGCCGUCAGCAGCUCCUCCAAAACCCAAGUCCGUUCAGGAACUGCAGGCGGAAAAGGCUGCACAAAUCUCUCCCUUCAGAGCUACACUUAACACUGCUGGCAUGUACACUGGAGGUGCUGCCACCAUCAUGGCGUUGGGCCUGUCGGCUCCUAAUGCUGCCUUCACUCAGAUGGUCACCACUUUUGGUCUUGCUGGCAUUGUGGGAUACCACACAGUAUGGGGGGUCACUCCUGCCCUGCAUUCCCCUCUCAUGUCUGUCACUAAUGCCAUCUCAGGUCUGACCGCUGUGGGUGGUCUGUCCUUGAUGGGAGGCGGCUACUUGCCAACUUCUACCGCCGAGACACUGGCCGUGCUCGCCGCAUUUAUCUCUUCGGUCAACAUUGCGGGUGGGUUCUUGGUGACCCAGAGAAUGCUGGACAUGUUCAAGCGUCCCACGGAUCCUCCUGAGUACAAUUACCUGUACCUGCUUCCGGCGGGUGUUUUUAUCGGGGGCUACGCUGGUGCUCUGCAGUCAGGAUACAACAUUGAACAGAUGAUGUAUUUGGGCUCAGGUCUGUGCUGUGUCGGUGCCUUGGCCGGCCUUUCCAAUCAGAGAACAGCCCGGCUGGGAAACGCCCUCGGUAUUAUUGGGGUCGCUGGGGGCCUGGUUGCCACUUUGGGGGCCCUGAAGCCCAGCCCUGAGCUCCUGGCUCAGAUGAGCGCAGCCAUGGCUGUGGGCGGUACUGCUGGCUUGACCAUUGCUAAGAAGAUCCAGAUCUCUGACCUGCCUCAGCUUGUGGCUGCUUUUCACAGCUUGGUCGGGCUGGCUGCCGUACUCACCUGUGUGGCGGAAUAUAUGAUUGAGUACCCCCACUUUGCCACUGACCCAGCAGCCAACCUAACCAAAAUAGUUGCUUACCUUGGAACCUACAUCGGUGGAAUCACUUUCAGUGGCUCUCUGGUGGCUUACGGCAAACUUCAAGGUCUUCUGAACAGCAGUCCUCUGAUGCUUCCUGGGCGCCAUGCCCUCAACGCCUCCCUCAUGGCAGGCAGUGUUGGUGGAAUGAUUCCAUACAUGCUGGAUCCAAGUUUCACCACAGGCAUCACCUGUCUGGGAUCUGUGUCUGCUCUUUCUGCUGUCAUGGGUGUAACCCUGACGGCAGCUAUCGGAGGAGCUGACAUGCCGGUGGUCAUCACUGUUCUGAACAGCUACUCUGGCUGGGCCCUGUGUGCCGAAGGCUUCCUGCUCAAUAACAAUCUGCUGACCAUCGUCGGGGCUCUGAUUGGAUCAUCGGGAGCCAUCCUGUCGUACAUCAUGUGUGUGGCUAUGAAUCGUUCACUGGCCAACGUGAUCCUGGGAGGUUAUGGCACAUCCUCCACCGGCACAGGAAAGCCCAUGGAGAUCACAGGGACCCACACAGAGGUCAACGUGGAUCAGACUGUCGACAUGAUUAAAGAGGCCCAGAACAUAAUCAUCACUCCAGGUUAUGGACUCUGUGCAGCAAAGGCUCAGUACCCCAUAGCCGAGCUGGUGAAGAUGCUCAAAGAUGCUGGCAAGCAUGUCAGGUUUGGUAUUCACCCCGUGGCCGGCCGCAUGCCUGGUCAGCUCAACGUGCUUCUGGCUGAAGCAGGCGUCCCCUAUGACAUUGUGCUGGAAAUGGAGGAGAUUAAUGAGGACUUCCCCGAGACGGAUCUGGUUCUGGUGAUCGGUGCCAACGACACGGUGAACUCCGCCGCCCAGGAAGACCCCAACUCCAUCAUUGCUGGCAUGCCGGUGUUGGAGGUCUGGAAGGCUAAGCAGGUGAUUGUGAUGAAACGGUCUCUGGGUGUUGGAUACGCGGCUGUCGACAACCCUAUUUUCUACAAGCCCAACACCGCCAUGUUGCUCGGCGAUGCCAAGAAGACGUGCGACGCCCUGCAAGCCAAGGUCCGCGAAACUCAGAGCCAGUAGGGCGAGCGCUCAGAGGGAUGAGUCAGCGGCGAGCAAAGCACCCCGAAGAGAGACAACCUUUCCCCCCCUCAAACUACUCCAGUGUGAACAUCAUUUCUGCCCACUUGUGAACGGAUUAGAAGAUUAUGAGCGAGACAAAAAGGCUGCAGGUGAACCCUUCCUGUGAUCUAAAAAUAAAAGGAGUUUUGUGCAGUAGGAGCCAAACUGUGCAGGUUUGUAGAUUUAUUUCUCACUGGAGCAACGCAUGUAGAUACAGUUGUUUUCUUCUUCAAACUUCUUUUAUUUUAAGGUCAGUGAGGAAGGGUUGUUGUGAUGUGGGGUGCUGCUCCAAUGUUCAAUAUGGUAUAUUUAUGUAAAAAGCAUUAGGACUGUUAGAUAUCUUAAAUUUCACAGUCAAAAUGUUGUAGAAAAGUAGAUGAAUUGGAGAUUUGUUAAAGUGAUCGUUCAGUCACCAGAGGAACUGACUUUAAGUCGAAGCAUCCACAUCCGUCUUCACUGUAAACAGUUUCUACAGAGUUUCAUUUAAGUCUCUAGUGUUAUUGCAGCUCCCUGUUUUUACCUUGCUAACAUGAACAAAAAAAAGCAAACUAGUGUGAACUUUUAUAGCGUUCCUUCAGUUCCAGUUUUGUUUGACCUCAAAUUUACUGUAAGCACAGAAAAUGCCAAUAUCUUAGUGAUGCUAUAUGCUUUAUUUCCCCGCUUGGAGGUUCUUAUGACCUCCACUGAUGUCUGACGUCCAGCAAAAAUCCAAAAGUAAAAAAAAAAAAAAAAAAAAAGACCAAUUCAAACAAGCUCUGUUGAGCUUCAAGAAACUAAGCCGAGCUUUGAGAUCAUGACUGUGGCCCUUGUCCUGAAAACUGAACCAACUUUAUACUUUUAAAGCAGAUGUGGUCCACCAUCCUCAGUGGUUGACUGUGAGAUGAAAGCUUUUUGCCUUAAAGGUAAAAACAAGUUUCUGUUGUUGUUUUUAUGUGACUCAUCCACUCCAGUAUGUGUCCUCAAUCAAAUGAAGGAUCACUGUAAAAUAGGACCAUGUACGAAUGGAAGUGCAGCUAUCUAGAAAUCCUCAGCACAUGUUUGACAGUAACUUGUUGGUUAAUUUCCUUUCUUUAGCAUUUCCUAUAGGUGAAAUGUUGUGCCAGGCUUUUUCUGUGCACAAAAACAAACUUUGACCCCUGCACAAAUAUUGCUAUAAUUGAAACUUGGUUUGCUUUUUCAUAAUAAGCUCAACAUAAUCGUGAAAACUUGUGUUUGUACAUGUCUUAGAGAAACAAUGGCUAAUGAGGUAGCAUGUUUGACGGCUCUACAAAUACUUUGAGAAGAUAGGGAUUACACUUCCAUAGUGAUAUCUGGUUCAUUGACCAUAGCGACCACCACGCCAGAAAGACCAAUAUGUUUUCUCCAUCCGACCAGUCAGCUUAGUUGCAUCUGCAGUGUGAUCCGACGGCGUUCUUCCAUCCACUUACCUCAUCCAGUCGGCUCUUAAGUUUGCAAAAUCAGGACCAAUCAAAUCACUUUGCUUUUUUUUCUUCAUUUUAAUUCGUCUAUUCAGUUUUGAGUUGAACUUGCGUCGGAAUUAUUUUUGAGUUAGACAAGUAAGCAGUCAGAGAUUUAGUUUGUUUUACUCAAUAUUUUUUUUGUGAAGUAAUAAUGAAAGCAAAUGUAAAGACAAUAGAAAAACAUUUCCCCCUUUGUGUUAAUUCUUAUCUUAAUUUGAUUUAAAGGCCUCACAGCAACAGGGGUUUGAAGCUGAAUGUGUAAAAGCACCACGUUAGGAAGAUGAAAUGUACUGUGAAUUAGUUUUCCCCCCAAUGUUUUGUUUAUCAUGGAACAUUUUCCUCCUAAUAAAUCUGUAUUUACACCAGG
Oryzias latipes (Japanese medaka) is the source of this 5271-nucleotide messenger RNA. RefSeq names its product nicotinamide nucleotide transhydrogenase (gene nnt). The record is from RefSeq and is a predicted model, not a curated record. Gene Ontology annotation, molecular function: oxidoreductase activity; NADP binding. Gene Ontology annotation, biological process: proton transmembrane transport; NADPH regeneration. NCBI's taxonomy places the organism in Eukaryota, Metazoa, Chordata, Actinopteri, Beloniformes, Adrianichthyidae. Gene Ontology annotation, cellular component: mitochondrial inner membrane.